AUGAAUAUACCACAUGACAUCUAUAUUGAUAAUCUUAAAAUUGAAGAUAUUAAACAAGUUGAAUAUGACCAAGAUAAAGUAUUAGAUUUACAAGAAAGUAUUCAUAUAAGUUGUCCAUUUAAACUGCUGGGUUCCAAGAAUUCAUACAAACCAUCAUCAUAUAAUCCUUUUGAUAACAUACUGGAUUCGGAAUCAGAAUCAGAUUCAUCAGAUGAAGAAUAUUAUGAAGAUGAAAAAUUUGAAAAACAACCAUUAUUAUUCAAAUCUCCAAAUUCAUUACCAUUACCAGUGACCACACCUAAUUCAAAACCAAAUACCAAAACCAAAAAGACAAUAUCUAGUGUAUCAAUCGUGUUAUUGAUACUUAUAACCAUAAUGUUAUUUAAAAUCAGUGGAAACUUACUAGCCUCAAAUUCAAUUGAAACAUCAUCAACAAUAUUAACACAUGGGAACCCUAAUGCCAUCCACAAAUUGGAAACACCUGUCACCCAGUACAAACACACUGCACGCCUAGAUGAAUACUACACUCAAUACCAAAUCAAAUGA
Molecule: messenger RNA, 546 nt
Organism: Hansenula ciferrii
Lineage: Eukaryota; Fungi; Ascomycota; Saccharomycetes; Phaffomycetales; Wickerhamomycetaceae
Exons: 1
Coding region: 1-546 (181 amino acids)
Source: RefSeq, a predicted model, not a curated record